AAGAGAAGUAUGCUGUGAGGCUUUUGAGCUUCCUUAAAGCAUCAGAAGCAGAAGCAGGUCUCCCUUACAAUACAUAUAUAGGCCCAUCCAUCAGGAGAAUCAAGAGUUCAAAAGAAAGACAUGGAAGAUAAAACUCGCCAUCCUCACUCUGCUCACAAUGAUGAAACUGAAAUCGUACGAUCAACUAGAGAUCUCCCACCCGCUCAUUAUAUAUUUCGAAUCAAGAAUUUCUCAUUACUGUUAGAGAUGGAAGAUGAAAAAUGUGACUCCGGCCAGUUUGAACUUGGCGGCUACCAAUGGAAAUUGGUACUUUACCCAAAUGGGAAAAAGAAUAGCAAUGGGAACGGUCACAUCUCUCUAUACUUGGGAAUAGCAAGUACCGAUGAUCUUUCACUUGGGUGGGAGGUUAAUGUGAACAUAAGAUUCUUUGUGUUUGAUCAAGUCCGAGACAAUUACCUGAGUGUUCAAGAUGUAAAUGGGAGAGUAAGACGCUUUCAUAAUUUGAAGACUGAAUGGGGAUUCGCCCAGUUGCUUUCUCAUGAUACUCUCAAUGAUCCUUCAAAUGGUUAUCUUGUGGAUGACAUGUGUGUCUUUGGGGUGGAAGUUUUUGUUAUCAAAGCUACUUGUAAAGGGGAGAGUUUGUCGAUGGUAAAUGAACCUCAACAUGAUUAUUUCACUUGGAAGAUUGACAAGUUUACUGACAUGAAAGAUGAGGAAUACUACUCGGAGCAUUUCAUUGUUAAAGGGCAAAGAUGGAAGUUGAAUCUCUAUCCGAAGGGAAGUGGAACAGGAUUAGGCACAUGCUUGUCUCUCUAUCUCAUUCUAGAUGGUUCAAAAAGUCUUCCUCAUAACAGAAAAGUGUACGCAAAAUACAAGCUGCGUAUAAGGGACCAAAUCAAUAGCAAUCAUCUUGAAAAUACAGCUGAGUAUUGGUUUUGUGGUACCAACAUCGGUUAUGGUUGCACCGAAUUUUUGACACUGGGAGAUCUCAGGGACACGUCAAAGGGCUACUUAGUUGGUGAUGCUUUGUUUAUUGAAUGCAAAAUUGAUGUUAUAUCCGUUGUUGAGGAUUUCUCCUCAAAUUAG
This is a messenger RNA of Corylus avellana, 1086 nucleotides long. The record is from RefSeq and is a predicted model, not a curated record. NCBI's taxonomy places the organism in Eukaryota, Viridiplantae, Streptophyta, Magnoliopsida, Fagales, Betulaceae.